AUGACCUCUGGCAUGCCAAACUUCAACUUGGAAGAAUCCAAAGAAUUUGAUUAUCUUGAUUCCGAGACCUACUUUGAAUCAGAAGCAAUCAAAGAUUUCUUUGACUUGGGAGAGUCAGAAGCUUUGUCUGGAAUAGAUUAUCAUAAAGUGUGGUAUGGACCUCGUAAGCCAAGAGAACUACAAGCAAGAGAUUAUCUUGUAGAAUAUCUGAAGAGGCCACUGAAGGACAGGAAGAAUUCUGAUCCCUUCUUCACCUGCCCUCCUCAUCUUGAUGAUCGAUCACCUGGUGUAGAUUCCCUCCAGCUGAUGAACGAAAUGUUGCAAUCAGAUAAGCACUAUUGGCCUCAAUACAUCCUUGAUAUACUCAACACCAAACCAUCAGAGAAGAUCAAAAAUUUUUGGGCCUUCAUCUUUGCAAUUGCAGAUUUUAUGCCAACACCAUGUCUUCAGAUCACUUUUUUUGCUGUGUUAAAGGAGCAAAAGAACAUUCCAUCAGGAUUUGAUGAUAAAAUUAAGAUGAAUGGUAUAUUUGAACAUGUAUUAUACAGAUAUGCAAAGAGAAUGAAAGAGCAUGUUGUCCUACUUGGAAGAAGAGUGGUUUACAUCAAGAAAGAAGAAGCAAUAGAUAUCUUCACAAGAGACAAGCAAGAAAAGCUGGGGGAAUAUGCAAUCAACUUUGAGAAAAAGUGGUCUCCUGAUGAAGAGGUGGUUUUGUAUAAAAACUGGGCUUCACACAUGCUUGUAUACAUACAAGUGAAAGGUCCCAUAAAGGCACUACUUGAGACCCAAGCAAUCCAGGCCAGUCUGAUAACAUCAUAUAAUAGAGAUGAUAGAGCACAAUGUCUUGUAAAUUGGGAGGGUGAACGUUUUCAAGCUCUUGCAAAGGAAGCAGUUGAUAUUAUCCAGUCUUCAAGCAAACACUCAUUGAACAAAUUUGAGAUGUACCAAUCAGAAUAUAGCUAUGGUAUCUCUUCUUAUUGGGCUUAUGAGGUUGAAGAUAUUAGGAAAGUUUUAGGAUUCUGGUCAACCUAUAUGCCCUUUCACUUUGAUAUUCAGUUCCACCCAGGUUCAUGGAAACCCUAUAGUUUUCUUGCAUUUUUGAUUAUGGAUAAAACCAAAGAUAAUGACUUGGAAAAGCUCAUGAAGAGAUUUUUACCAAUCACAGCUACUUGUGAACCCUCUACUGUUCUUGUAGCUUUUCUUGAAUUUCUUGAACACAAUUCUGAAUCUCAAAGGCUCAGAACAAAGGCAAGAGAUGCUCUAAAAAUUAUUGAAAGUGAACAUCAGCAAGAGAAGGUAGACUCUGAGGAGGUAUUUAAAAAGAAGGCCAAAAUGGAGGUUUAG
Molecule: messenger RNA, 1344 nt
Organism: Melampsora larici-populina 98AG31
Lineage: Eukaryota; Fungi; Basidiomycota; Pucciniomycetes; Pucciniales; Melampsoraceae
Exons: 7
Coding region: 1-1344 (447 amino acids)
Source: RefSeq, a predicted model, not a curated record